AUGUCGGCGGCGGGGCUUUCGAGGCGAUGGGGGGCUUCCCAUCGGCGUUUUCCACUCGGGAGGACCACGGGUGGCUCAGCUCCGACGGGGGGUUGGGUCAUGUACGCGGUGGACCAGGCGGGCGUCUACCUCUUCGGCGCCGCGUGGACCGUCACAGCGACGUUCCUCGGGCUGCUGAGCGCGACGGGGAUCCUCGCGCCUGGUGGAGCACAGUCUCCGCGCCAUCUUCGCGCCCUGCAGCUGGGUUCGUGGGCGGUCAGCCGGGUGUUCUGUCUGUGCGCCCGCAGGCGUGCGCCUGGCGACGCAGAGCUGGACGAGCUACUGCCGCUGGCGCCGCCGCAGCCCACGGCCGCCAAGUGGUGCGGCCAAGCAGCGGGGCCUGGCACGACGACUGAGCAUUUCCGCCCUCGGGUCAAGGGCAGGGGCUCCAAGCGCAAGUUCAACGACCUCCCGAUCUGGCACCAGGGUCAGGUCGCACGUCGUCGCCUGAACUUCGACGAGGUUCUGCGCGUGGACCGCAAGGGGCUCCUGCAGGGCUCAUUUCGAUUCGAUUGGAUUUGA
Messenger RNA from Prorocentrum cordatum, 561 nucleotides. Lineage: Eukaryota; Dinophyceae; Prorocentrales; Prorocentraceae. The record is from the annotation of a GenBank genome assembly.